Molecule: messenger RNA, 1399 nt
Organism: Pyrenophora tritici-repentis Pt-1C-BFP
Lineage: Eukaryota; Fungi; Ascomycota; Dothideomycetes; Pleosporales; Pleosporaceae
Product: class II aldolase-adducin domain containing protein
Cellular component (GO): cytoskeleton
Molecular function (GO): actin filament binding
Source: RefSeq, a predicted model, not a curated record
ACCAUGUACAACCAACCCCAGUACUUACCAUGUCUACAGCUCACCUGAUGCCUUCGUCGCUCCUCCGGGCCACCCAACUGUUCAGAUGUCGCCCACAACGCGUUGAAUUGCCUCUUCAUCGUGCCCUAGCGACAUCUUCCAGGGCCUGUCAAGCGUCCAUCACGACAGGCGCUCGCGUGGACUAUGCCGAGUCGGACGAGAACCGUACAGUGGCAGCAAUGGGCCGCACAAAGUCGGGCACAGCGCUGAAAGUGCGCAAAUACCCCACUUUCUUGUCCCUUGAAGAUGAGCGCCUCUAUCGCAAACAACAUCUCGCAGCUGCAUAUCGCAUAUUUGCCUUGCGUGGCUUCGAUGAGGGUGUUGCCGGCCAUAUCAGCGUACGCGAUCCGAUCUUGACCGACCACUUCUGGCUCAACCCGCUAUCUGCCCACUUUUCUUUGAUCCGUGUGUCUGAUUUGAUAUUGGUCAAUGAGGAGGGCGAGGUCGUGGAGGGAGACCAGCCGAUCAAUGCUGCUGCAUUUGCCAUUCACAGCGCCAUACAUAAACGGAGACCUGACGUGCAUGCCGCGUGUCAUGCGCACAGCGUACAUGGAAAGGCAUUCAGUGCCUUUGGGAGGGAACUGGAUAUGAUCACACAAGACAGCGUACGUUUCUACAAGAGCCACGGCGUGUAUAAUCAAUUCGGUGGCGUUGUAUUAGCAAGCGAGGAGGGAGAGCGGAUAGCCAAAGCGCUCGGCGACGGCAAAGCAGCUAUCCUGCAAAACCACGGCAUCCUCACCGUAGGCGGGUCUGUCGACGAAGCGGCCUUUUGGUUCCUAUCGCUCGAUAAAACCUGCCAAGCACAACUCCUUGUAGACGCGGCGGCGGCUGGGAGCGGACACAAGCCCAAGAUUAUACCGGACCGAGAGGCGGCCGAGACGUACAAGCAGGUAGGAACGCCCGAGAAGGGCUGGCUGGCUUUCCAGAGCUAUUAUGAUGAGAUACUCGCCAAGACCAAAGGGGAAUUUUUGGCCUAAGUUGAUAUGUCAAAUCGAUCACGCGCGGAGCUGCAUGACUUGAGCUUUGCCUGAUCAUAGUCUGCGAACCCUGCAUCUAAGCGUAGGAAACUUUCUAUCCUUCUCCCACGUUCAACGGGAGGAAAGUGUGAGAAAGCCCUGUAGAGCUCUCGCCAAAAUCAGGUAAUCGAUGGUUCUUCAGUUUGGGACGCCAAGGAUGGGUACUAUGGUACUGUAGAGGAGAUAGAAAAUCUCCGUUCAACCGGACCUCAUCUGUAUUGCGUAUAGCUGUUCCUUGACAUUCGCAAACUUGCCACGCCUUUCCUUAAUACUUUUCGAGAGUCUUGUCGCAGUCAGAUGGCUGGUAGUACGGACUAGAUAGAAGAGCUCAUAUCUUCAGACAA